CUCUGCGCUAUUAAGUUGUUUUUCAGCCGCCAAUAAAACAACAACAAGAAGAAGAGGCACCACAACGAUUCUAACGUUGUUUCACCGCGUGUUUCUUGGUGUUGGACCUUGACUUUUCCAGCAAAAUUAGGACAAGUCACGUUGGAACAUUUGUCUUAAUCCUCGAUAUGGUAAAAUUAUCUGCAGAACUCAUUGAGCAGGCUGCUCAAUAUACAAAUCCCAUCAGAGACAGAGAGUUGGAUUUACGAGGUUAUAAAAUCCCGGUACUUGAAAACCUUGGAGCCACUCUGGACCAGUUUGACACAGUUGACUUGUCUGAUAAUGAAGUCCGCAAACUGGAUGGCUUCCCUCUACUUAAAAGACUGAAAACACUGCUCAUGAACAACAACAGGAUUUGUCGGAUUGGUGAGAAUCUGGAGCGGUCUCUUCCAAAUCUGAGAGAAUUGGUUCUGACAAACAACAGCAUACAGGAGCUGGGUGACCUGGAUACUCUGGCCUCAGUGAAGACCCUGACUCUUCUGAGCUUGUUAAGGAAUCCAGUGACAAACAAGAAACAUUACAGGCUCUAUGUCAUCAACAAAAUCCCUCAAAUUCGUGUGCUUGACUUCCAGAAAGUAAAACUUAAGGAGCGUCAGGAGGCGGAGAAAAUGUUCAAGGGCAAACGAGGUGCCCAACUUGCAAAGGACAUUGCCAAGCGAACCAAAACGUUUACUCCAGGAGCAGCGGCACAGAUUGACAAGAGGACAGGGCCAUCUCAAGCAGAAGUAGAAGCCAUCAAGAAUGCAAUUGCUAGUGCAUCAUCAUUGGCAGAGGUGGAGAGACUGAAAGGUAUGCUUCAGGCUGGUCAGAUCCCAGGACGAAACCUCAAACAAGGUACAACUGGAAUGAUGGUGGACGAAGAGGAGCAGGAGGAAGGUGAUCUGGCACAGGAGUUGGAUACUAAUGGAAGUGCUGCAGAGAUGAUGGAUGAGGAAAUUGAAGAAAAUGAUCAAGUUGUUAAUAAAAUGUCUCACGUUGGAUCCUGAGCUCUGAAGGGAAAGUGUUUGGCUUUGCUUUUGUUGGACAAAUGUUUUGAAAGGGCUGUUUUUAUUUUGUAAAGUGAGAUACAUUAAACGUAUUAUUAAAUGUU
Molecule: messenger RNA, 1129 nt
Organism: Betta splendens (Siamese fighting fish)
Lineage: Eukaryota; Metazoa; Chordata; Actinopteri; Anabantiformes; Osphronemidae
Gene: snrpa1
Product: small nuclear ribonucleoprotein polypeptide A'
Exons: 9
Coding region: 168-1025 (285 amino acids)
Biological process (GO): mRNA splicing, via spliceosome
Cellular component (GO): U2 snRNP
Molecular function (GO): protein binding; U2 snRNA binding
Source: RefSeq, a predicted model, not a curated record